AUGAGCCGCGAGCUCUCCUUUCUUGUCAAACUUCUUCUGAGCAUCACGAAGUUCACGUCUUCUGAGUGUUUCGAAUUUCGUGUGGAGCAGACUGACUUGAUAUUGGUAUUCGUACAUGUUCCCCACAUGCUUGGCCAACACUCUCUCCGUAUCGCACUUCUCGAACACACUCAUUGGGCAGUUGAUGUCGUGGAGUUUGUCCAAUGCGAGGCUACGAUUGACUCCGAGGAUAAGCAUCUCAGUGUACUUUUUGACGAUGCGAUCGCGUUCGCCAACUUCGUCGACUACUACUCAGCAGGAACCGUCGAGCUUCUCUUCGUCCCCUCAACGAGUCAAUACUUUUUCCUCGAACUGAAUCCACGUCUCCAAGUAGAACAUCCGUGUACAGAAUCAGUUUGUGAUGUGAAUGUGCCAGCACUCCAAUUCCAAAUUGCAAUGGGACGGGCACUGAAAGAUAUUCCAUGUGUCAGACGAUUCAAGGAGCGAGAGGAGAAGGGAGAGAACGGAAAGAUGCAUUGUAUGGCGGCGAGAGUCACGUGCGAGGAUCCGAAUGAUAGAUUCCUUCCGUCGACUGGAACUGUGAGAUCUCUGAAAUUCAAUUCCACUUCGAAAGCGUGGGCGUACUUCUCACUAUCAGAUGGAAGUACUGUACACGAGUUCGCCGAUUCUCAGAUUGGACACGUCUUUGCGAGAGGAAGAGAUCGAUCCGAAGCGAUUACUAAUCUGAAACAUGCCCUUCAUAAUCUGAAGAUUGAUGCCACGUUUCCAACACAAUCCGACUAUUUGAUUGAUUUGUUGUCACUUGAGAAAUUCAAAUCGAAUCAAUAUGAUACGCAAUGGUUGGAUCAGCGAAUUGCGAAGAGAGAGCAGCAGAAAUUGACGCUCCCCGUCGACCAUCUUAUUGCUAUCAGUUCAGCUGCUAUCGGACGUUCGAAAAUACGUGGAAUCUUCGAGAAAUAUGAGAAACAAUUGAGAUCUGGAAAGAUUGUCCUACCGGUUGAGCUAUCCAGAAGUACAGAAGUCGACCUGCAAUUUAAUAAUAUGAAAUAUCUGAUUCAUGUCUAUGAGGAGACUCCAUUCAAAUAUCAUUUGAGGAUUGGAGACUCCCAACAGCAGACUACUGUAGAAAUGCUCAAAUAUGGCUCACAAAAUCUCGCAAUCCAUCAAGGAAAAUCGACGGAUUAUGUGUUGGAAGAGACCGAUGAGUUUUAUUUCAUUAAAAUCGGUGGAAACAAACUGAAAUUCUCGAAAAUGGACACGAAUGACGCCUCGUGUCUGAGAUCUCCGUAUACUGGAAAAUUCCUCGAGUACAAAGUUCAGACGGGAGAGUUUUUGGAGGUUGGACAGACUUAUGCACAGAUUGAAUCGAUGAAAAUGGUGUUUGAUGUGGUGACGAAGGUGGCGCCGGGAAGACUGAUCCCAAUCGCUAAGGAAGGUGAUCUCAUCAAUCCGGGAACCAUAUUGGGACGGCUCGAGAUUGAUAAAGCGAUUCAGGAUCAGUUGACGACGAGUGAGAAGUUUGAUGGAGAGAUGAAGGGGUGGAGAGUGGAGGAGAAGACGGAUUUUGAGAAAGCUCAACUGAUUCUCGAAGGACGCGGACCAAUGGAUUAUCCCAUCGAUUCCGUUGUCAAUGGACUCUUCCAGGAAUCUUCUUCUGAAUCCACUUGUGACAGAAUCUCGGAACUCAUUCAAUUCUUUAUGGAAACUGAUCGAUUCUUUGAUUCUCGCAACGGAUUCGAUGAAUCCGUCCAACAACUUCUGGAGACAGAGAAGAUGAAUUACGAGAGAGUCGUCGAUUUGAUUCACUCGAAUACUCAUAUGAAAACGAAGGAGAAGUUGAUUCUGACGAUUUUGGGAAGGAUAAUCGAAUCGGGGAUGGAUUUUGGAUACUCUCUUCGAGAACUUUUGAAAUACUCACAGAUGAAACAACUCAAAUCGAUUUCCUCACUGACCGCCAGAGUCAUUUAUCGAUAUUUCCAAAAACAAGAGUAUUCUACGACGGAUUGCAAAGUGGACAUCAAGAAAUCCUCGUUUUCUACGAAUGUCGCUUCGAUGAGAUUCAAAAAUGAUAACUUAUUCACGUCUUCUGCUGAAUUCUCAUCUGUUAUCAAUGGGGCAUUGCUGGAAUUCGAAUGUUUUAAAUCUGAAUUCAAAAAUAUUCAAUUUGUGGCAAAUCGCAUCGAAUUAUCCAUUGAUUUCUCGGUUUCCGACGCUGAAAAUAUCAUUUUGGAAAAUGAGAAGAGACUAGAGGAGGCUGGAGUCAAGGAUAUCAUUCUAGUCACCGCAUCAUCUGAAGUUUUGAGAUUUUGUCUCGAAAUUGAAUGUCUCAUUUCGAAAGAGUCAUCUUCUACAGUAAUCCCUGAAUUCGUUGCACCAGCCAGACGAGACUUGAAGCGAUACGUGGCCAGACUGAAUCGGACGACAUACAUCUAUGAUUUCCCUCGAUUAUUCUGCCACGUGGUGGCGGCUUCAGAUGCCCAAAAUCCAGAGGAAAUCAUGGAUCUUCAAGAAUUCAUCGUCGAUGAGAACCACCAACUCCAAAUGAUUUCCGAUCCAGAAGAGCUCGAAAAACGGGCGGCGCACGGACUGAAUACGUGUUCCGUGGUAGCGUGGCUCGUAAAAUUGAAAACUGAAAAUGAUCGAGAAUUCGUAUUGAUUGGAAAUGACGUCACUUAUCAAGUUGGAUCGUUCGCCCAGCCGGAGCAUGAGCUAUUUGAGAUGGCUAGUAAAUUGGCCAGGGAGAAGAAGAUUCCACGAAUCAACAUCUCAUGCAAUUCGGGAGCCCGAAUCGGUCUUGCUCGUGACGUUUUGGACAUUCUGAAAGUAAAACUGAAACCGAACGGUCAUGAUUUCGAUUAUCUCUACAUUGAUUCGUCUGAAAAAGAGCGAAUCGGCGAUCAGAUUGUAUAUGAGCAACACGGCGAAGAGCUGAAAUUGAUAGCAGUGAAAGGAAAGAAGAAUGAGUUUAUCGGAGUUGAGAAUCUAAUGGGAUCAGGAGCAAUUGGUGGAGAGACGUCGAGAGCGUAUCGAGAGAUUCCAACGUAUUGUUAUGUGACGGGACGGUCUGUUGGUAUUGGAGCGUACACGGCGAGACUGGCGAGACGGAUUAUUCAGCAUAAGAGAUCUCAGUUGAUAUUGACAGGAGCCACUGCGUUGAAUACGUUAUUAGGGAAGAAGGUGUACGCAUCCAACAACCGACUAGGAGGCGUCGAAAUUAUGGCUAACAACGGAAUCGCUCACUCUGUCGUGGAUUCUGACGUGGAUGGAGUGCGGAAACUCGUCAAAUGGCUCCGUUAUCUACCUGUCAAACAGAAGAUGUUCCCAUUCUUCAAGUGUUUUGAGACGACUCCAGAAGACGUGAAACUAGAAGACGUCGAGGUCGGGAAGGAUGAGAUGCAGAUGGAUGUGAGGAGAGUCAUCGAUGGAUUUGAUGGGAGACAAGGAAUAUUCGAUGCUCAAUCGUUUGAUGAGAUCUGCACAUCAUGGGCGGCUUCUAUCGUAACAGGACGGGCGACACUGAAUGGAUUACCGGUUGGAGUGAUUGCUUCCCAAUGGAAAUCGUAUGAAAAGAGACAGUUGGCUGAUGAAAGUGUGGAGAAGAGUGAGGAGACGAUAGUGGCAAGAGCCGGACAAGUUUGGUACCCUGAAUCUGCGUUCAAAACGUCUCAAGCGAUCUCCGACUUUAAUCGUGAAUCCCUGCCUCUUGUUAUGAUUGCGAGUCUCCGAGGAUUCUCCGGUGGACGGAAGGAUAUGUCGGAUCAGGUGCUCACUUUUGGAGCACACAUUAUCGAUGAGCUCUCACAGUAUCAACAACCGGUUAUUGUCUAUAUUCCGGCGGGUGGAGAGUUGAGAGGAGGCGCGUGGGCUGUCGUUGACUCCAAUGUGAAUAGUGGAUUCGUGCACGUCAUUGCUGAUGAAUCGUGUCGUGGAGGAAUUCUGGAGCCCAAUGCAGUCGUCGGAAUCAAGAUUCGAGAUGCUCAACUUGGCAGAAUAAUGGAGAGAAGUGGAGUGAGACCUGACGGCGUCGAGGAUUCUGUGAAGAGUGCAUUCAAGAAGGCGUGCGUCGAUUUCGCCGACAUGCACGAUCGAUGGCAACGAAUGCAACAUGUUGGAGCGAUCAGCCACGUGACGAGCCUUCAGAAUACACGUGACGUCUUCUGGAGAUUGUUGAGACGAGAGAUGAUUCUGAUUGAGAUGGCGAAUCAGUAUAGAAGUGCACCGAUUCUUCCGAAACCGACGAAUUCAGAAGCGUUGGAAUGGGUGAAGCAUAAGGUUGGAGAUGAUCUUCGGAAGUAUUUCAACGAUGGAUUCUAUGGAGACGUCACCCAGGAGAUUCAGGAAUCGAGGAGAAGAUUCGAGAAGGAAUGUGCCACGUGGCACCAAUAA
This is a messenger RNA of Caenorhabditis remanei, 4386 nucleotides long. RefSeq lists its product as uncharacterized. NCBI's taxonomy places the organism in Eukaryota, Metazoa, Nematoda, Chromadorea, Rhabditida, Rhabditidae. Gene Ontology annotation, molecular function: acetyl-CoA carboxylase activity; ATP binding. The record is from RefSeq and is a predicted model, not a curated record. The transcript has 8 exons. Gene Ontology annotation, biological process: fatty acid biosynthetic process. The coding region runs from base 1 to 4386 and encodes 1461 amino acids.